Messenger RNA from Porites lobata, 6776 nucleotides. NCBI's taxonomy places the organism in Eukaryota, Metazoa, Cnidaria, Anthozoa, Scleractinia, Poritidae. The record is from the annotation of a GenBank genome assembly.
AUGUGCUCCUGUACCCAUAUCCUUCUAUUGUCUACAGUGCAGCAGCAGCAAGCAAACCUUAUGCUCCUGUUGCAGCGUGCAAAGAAAGUAAUGUCCGAUAGCCUUGGGCUGGUGGAUUUUGCUAUCGGGCUAGUGAAUUCUGUUUUUAACUUGCUCGAUGAGCAAGUGAUGUUUUAUAAGGAAUUCGAAUAACAGAAGAACUUUGAAAUCAUUUCUGCUGGGCAAAACGUUUUUGGGGCUAGUUGAAAUGACUUCUGGGCUAGUAAAUGCUAGCUUCAGCUUGCCCGAAUGACAAGCUGUAAAAAAGAUUCUCUUUGCACCUUGUGUUGUGCAGUUAGUUUACAUGUUUUAAACUCGUUUUGUAGAUUUAUGGCUGGUUUUAUAAACUCCAUUGGGUAUUGUGGGAUCUUACGCUGCUGCCUGGUUGGCUCAGUUGAAUGUAUGAGUACCAGUCUGCCAAGUGGGAAAUGGCAGGUUAAACCCCUGACCAAACCACCAAUCAGGAUAUAAAAAAAAAAAAACUGGCAAGAUUAGUAUAGAUUUAGGCACGGCUAAAAGCGAAGCUCUGGUUAAUAAUACUUGUAAACAAAAAAAAUUAAAUCGUGAAUCGUGUAAUGCUAAACGGGAAGGGCAAUGAAAAUGGCAUCAAGAUCAAUAGAUCUAAUUAGCAAAAAAACAAAUUGCAUGUGCAGCACACUCUUUUUUGUAAUUAGCCAAAAAAAAAAAAUCUCCAUGUGCAGCACGCUUUUUUUUGUCUUUCUUUGCCGUUGUUUUGCACAACUAUAACGCUGUUUUGUGGGACUAAUCCGUCAAACUUCCUAGUUACACAUUAUUUUUAUAGAGGAAUUGUCGUAUGUGCUUAGCCAAUAUUUUGUCUCCUGUGUUCAUGUUCGCUUUUAUUUUUCACUGCUGCUCAUUUUUUCCUUGCUGGCCUCUAUGAUUUUUCAUUGUCUCACAGCCGCUUUGAAUUUUCAUGUUUUUCUUCCUACAAAAUUCGUCUCUUUUGUUUUCAAUGACUCGUUCUAGCUCUUUCUCUGUUAUCGACGUGAGUGUAAACAUCAAAAAUAACGUCGAAAAAGACACAACUUUGUUGUUGUUUUUUCUUUCUAAAAGUCCGGGCGGCCAUGCAAUUUCUUUCCAAAUAAAACCUUGAGUUGCAUUUGGGUUGCCAUACCUGUUGAUUAAAUUAUUUUACAUUGGUAUGCCUGUGGUGUGGACGGACGGUCGGGUGGGUGGGCAGUUGGUGUACGGUCACGUGAUUACCAAAUUUUCUUGGGUGGGUAGUUUACCACAUUUUUUUACCCAUGGUGCUCUGCUGCGUGCACAUCGCGUGCAAGAGCUCCGCUAUGAUGACUGUGAUCUAUAAAAUUUCUUACUAUUGUAAGAUCUUGCCUUAGUUUAGAUGAUUGCACCAUUAUGCAGCUUGAUGUUUAAAGCCAUUGGCCAUGUCUCCUUCAUGCUUCCUUAGUUAUAAAAAUGCAAAAAAAAGCUCUACACUGCUGUUUGGAAAGAGUAGGGGACAUAGACCCCAUUGGUGAGGUCUAUCUUUCAUUUGGGGGAGGAGAACUGUGACAGGACCGCAGUACCUGCUUUUCGCUGUUAGAGCAGCCCUGUCAAGUACUGGAAUUAAUAAUCUACUAAAUUCCUGAAAUUACUUGAUACAUACUGCGCUAUGCAUUCGUUAUGCAUUAUUUCAUGCUGUACAGCUCCUGGCAUGUACAAAAGUCAUCAUUUCCAGUACUAUGUGUAUGUUACAGGUUAAAAUUAAAUUUAGAUUAAAUUUUUUUAACUAAGUUUGAUUCUCAAUUUUUUUUGUCUCCUUACCCUAAUUAUUCAUGAGUUAGAGGUAGAAAACAAAGGAAAUUGAGAAUGAACCUAGGUUAAAAAAUUUUAACCUGAAUUUAUAAUUUUAACCUGUAACAUGUUUGCAUGUCUUAAACCUUGUUUCAGUAUUGUGGCAGCUUGUUGGGCAGGACGUUUUGCAAAAUGACUGUUGGAGACUUUAUUUGUUCAUCGAUUCUCCCAUGCGACCAUGCCUUUGUUCAACAUUUUCAAGGUACAUUGUAUUGUGCAUGCUCCAUUUUGAAGGAACUGGUUAGCUUGAAUGCAUGUAGGGCGUUCUAUGAACUUUUAUGUUCUGGAGCGUUGUACAUUGUACUCGUACUGGUGUGAUAGCUUUAGCAAUAGUCACAGGUUUUAAGAAUAGUUUUUUUAUCACUACUCCAAGUGAAAACAGAAAAAGAGUGAGAAAUGUAUGUAGCAAAUGAUUCUAAAUAAAAUUUAAUGUAUGUAAUCUGGGCGAAUCUUUGUUCAACAUAGUGUAUCUACAUCUAUUCCAUUCAUGAACUUGUUAUGUACAGUGUGUAUUUGAUGCAAUUUUCUCUUUUCUUUUCAUUCUCUGCUUGGAUUCUAAAGAACUGUGCUUAUUACGGGUAAGAUAAUUAUUUUAUAAUUAUUAUUUAGUCUACUUGCUAAAAAGUUUUAAAAGUCAAAAAUGUUGUCCCAUUAAAAGUUUUUUAAUGUAAUAGUUUGAGCUGUACAUGGUUUUUCCUUCGUCUUUGAUUUUCAAUUUUAUUAUUGGUUAAAACAUCCAAGACUAUUAGAACUCCUUAAAAGUGGUGAUCAAGAUUUCAUGUUUGUCCCAAUAAAAGUGAACUCCAAAAAGUAACAACUAUGCAAAUAUAAAAUAAAAGGCAACUCAAAUGUCAACCCAUAAGGACAAAUACAAUGUCUGUUGCACCUAACAGGCUUUUAUCUUUGUCCAUUUGUCUUUUUUUACAGAGGUUAUGGUGUUCUUGUUGGUUAUUUUGUCAAUCAUCCAUUGUAUACACCACCAAGUAUGUAGGUUGACAUUUAAAUUAAGCAAUUUGGGCAUGGUUGGUUUGAAGCCAAUUUUAUGCUAGUGAGAAAAAACCUAAUUUUCUCACUCAUUUUUGACAUGCAACAUUGUUAUGCUGUAGAUUUGCAAACUGAUAACAAAGGAAGGAUGACCACAUACUUGUUACUUGAAUGCAUGCCUUAUUUUUUUUUAUCAAGCUCUGCUUUUACAUAGACAUUUAGGCAAGAAUAAGAAUAAAAAAGUGGAUUUGCAUUUAUGUGACCAGGUCAUUACAUUGAUUUUUAUUGGUCAGGAAUAAUAUUAUAGUUUUGACUCUUUUUAAAGCUACAAACCAUGUCUUAUUGUGAUGGAUCGUCAAACUGCAUUUGCAAUUAUUUGAACAUAUUUUUUUUUUACCUUUAACUCAAACAUUUUUCUUGUAAUUUAUUUAGUGCUUGGUGAUGCCCAGGUGUAUACAGGCUUAGCUCUGUUCUUGGUAAGUGAAAAUAAUAAUUUUGAAUGCAUUUUCAAAAAAUAAUUUAAUUAUGUGGAUAGUGACACCUUCAAAACCAUUAGAAAUUAACCUGCGUCUGAAAAUAAUCUGAAUUGGAUAAGAUUAUCAUGGUAAAUGAUUUAUAAUCCCUUUUUUUGACUGUUUUUUUUUCCAGUUUAACGAGUAUGGCAACUUUGUCAUCCACUGUGCUUUGCGGGAUUUGAGGCCUCCAGGUAAGCCACACUUGUUCUGUUGUUAUGGUAACCAUUUUUUGACAUAGAGACAAGUUAAUGAUGCAAAUUAUCCACAUGAGUUCACAUUUUAAGCUUUUUAUUGAUUUAUUGAUUAGUUAUUAAUAAUAUAAGGGACGUGCAUUAAGCUUUUAGAAAAUAACAAAAAAAUGUUUAAUUAGACUAACAGACGCAAGGCCCAGACAAGGUUGACCCUAAGGAAGGGGAAAAGCAAUGCUGAAAUCGUAAUAAUAUGUUAAAGCAUUUUUACAAAAUAAUGUGGAUGAAACAAUUUACAGAUCUCUAAUGGGGGCAUACCAUUAUUAUUUCCCUGGUUUGAAUUCAUUCUAGUGUAUCUCAAAAGACCACACUACACUAGGGGUAAAAAGGUUAAGGUGCACAUGAGUUAAAGGCUCCAAUGGCUGGAGCUUAUCCCAGUUUCCAUAGCAUCAAGCAUGCCUAGGAGUAUUAGGAUUGCUAUUCCCUUCUGGACAAGAUGCUAGUUUAUCGCAGGGUUACCCCCCUCCCCCACCCCCCCAAACAGAAUGCCAGCAGUACCCUUUUAUACACCUGGGUGAAGAGAGCCACAGUGGAGUAAAGUUCCUUGUCUAUUAAAGGAAACAACCAGACGGGUGAGGCUUGAACCCCAGACCUCUAUAUCUGUUGUUUGAGGUUUUAACCGCUCGGCCACACACCAUACUAGUUGUUUAUCAAUUCCAUCUGCAGGUACAAAAGAAAGGAAGAUACCCUAUCCUACAUCCCAUCCCCUGACACAGUUGUUUAGAUUUGUAUUCUGCCCUAACUACACCUAUGAGGUGAGUUUGACUAAAAACAUUUUUCUCCCUGGUUGGUUUUACUUGAAGACUCAGUGGUGAAUCCUCGGUAAGGGCCCGGGGGGACCGCCCCCCCCCCCCUUAUUUUUAGACCAAACUGAAGACCAAAGGGUUGAAAAAAAGUUUUUGAGACCGCCCCCCCUUAUCUCAGGGUCUGAAUGACCCGCCCCCCUUAUCUGAAGGUCAGGGCCCCAGUUGUUCGAAAGGUGCAUAACACUGUUUACCGUAUAAAUCUCUAUCCAGUGGAUAGUGCAAUUGGUUUUUCUAAUACGUAUCCGCUAGACAGAGAUUUAUCUGGUGGAUAACGCUAUCCAACGUUUGAACAACCCAGGCCUGGAUCUGCCACUGCUGACUAUUGGCUACACACGUGUAUAAGCGUGUUUCUGAGCAGAAAGUGGGGUCUUCCAGAAAGGAGAAAAGAUCGAAGACUAGGCUGGCUUGCUUUAUCCUUUAUUCUCUUCCCCCCCUUCCCCACCCAUUUUCUGAGUGAAGUAAUUUUGUAUAACAGGUCCUUCAAAUGUGCAAGUAAACACAGAGUUUGACCGAAAAGAAAACACACCCGAUCCAUUAUUCUACUAGUCUGCUUCACAGCCAUUAUCUGAUUCUACCAAAACUGUCCAAUACACGCACAGAGUCAUUUUCCUUUUAGAAGAAGCUUUAACUUAAGGCUUAUUGCUAAACCAUAGUUGUUCUCCCUCUUUACUUCUGCUAGAUGAGAGAUGAAAGUAACGAUGUGAUUUUAUCUGUUUUUUUUUCUUCAGGCCGGUUCUUGGAUAGUAUUUUCUGUGAUGACGCAGACAUUAACAGGUAUAACCUUGUGCAGCAUAAUAAGUAGUUUUCAUUCUUAUGGGCACACUUAAUAAUUUUAUCCAAAGUUAGAAGCACCUUGUACAACAUGAUUAACAGUACCACAGGAAAGUACUGCUCGUUAAGUCAGGGACUUUAGGAUUUAAUCCACAGACUCAAAAGUUAGAACCACCUUGCCCAACGUAAUAAACAGUUAGUACUACAGGAAAGUACUGCUCAGAAGUUUUUAUUUGAGUGGUAACACUUAAGGAUUUCAACCAGAGACUCAAAUGUUAGAACCAUCUUGUGCAUAGAGGAUAUUACACGGUGGCGCGAAGAUAUGAAUUUUAUUUUUGAGUGGCAAAACAAUAUUCUACGAACGAGCGCAGCUAGUGAGUAAAAUAUUGUUUUUGCCACGAGAAAAUAAAAUUCAUAUCUUCAAGCCCCCGUGUAAUGUUCUUUUUAUUAUAUAGACAAAAAGACAUCAAUAAAAUAAUAGAUUUUUAUUCGCCGAAAAGUAAUUGUGACGGCUCAAAUUUACAGUACAGCAAUAUAAGACAUUGCUUACAAUAAUCUUGAGAAUUUUUACACUGAGCUGAAAAGGGUUCUACAAUGACAAAAUAUAAACAAAGCUUUGAAAAUGAGUAAUUAAAAUUCAAACGACGCAAGACGCCUACAAAUUUUGGAGGGAAAUUACCGAAAUUACGUCAUCGAUAAACUCACGUGUGAGAUUAUGGAAAAUAUACCACUCGGGUCCCGGAUGUAGUUUUUAUGAAUUUUACGAGUGGUAUAUUUUCCAGUAAAACACUCGUGUCUAUAUAAUAAAACGUAAUAAACAGUACCACAGGAAAGUACUGCUCAGUAACUUUCAUUUGAAUGGUCACGCUAUAGGAUUUUGUGCAUAGAGUCAAACCUUAGGAACACCCAGUUGUUUAACAUAAAAAAGCUUCACAGGAAAUUACCAGUCUGUAGCUUUCAUUUGAAUGGUCUCACUUCAAAAUUUUAUCCAUCGAUCCAAACGGCCAACCUACAACACUUCUAAAUUCAAAUGUAGAACGGACAGUGGAGUUCUUGAGAGCUCUUUAGCGCUUUGUGGGAAAAUGAAGUUUACUUUUUCGUCAUGAUAAUGAAACAAUUUAAAAGUAAUAGAGCGAUUUUUGUAUGACCUUGAAAUGAAAACGCGCGAACAAAACAGUAAAAACAAACGAACGGAAAUACAGCGAUUACAAACGCGCGUUAGUUUUGGUUGGUUAGCGAAUGCUCGGGUGAAAAAACUUCAUGCCCGAGAACUUUCUAGAAGUCAAUAGAACAAUGCCUUCUCUAUAUUAGGAUUUUCUUUGGCGGGAAAACGAAGAGUACACGUUUUGAUCUUUUUUUUGGCUGAUAAAACAAAUAACGAACACUUACGGUAACCAUUAUUUCAAGGUUAUACGAAAAUCGCUCUAAGCAUAUCUGUUUAACAUGACGGUUUCUUUAUUCCUCUUUCAGCGGUUUUAUUCACCUUGUUUGGAUUCUACCAGAUGGCAGUAUGGGCCAUAGGCAAACACCGAAACUAUCGCAAAGAAUUUAAAGAUUAUCCAAAAGGAAGGAAAGCCAUUGUCCCUUUUCUGUUGUAG